CAGGAAAGCCCCGCACCCGCCGCCAUCCCGGCCACCAGCAGGUGCCACUUCCCGCUCGGGCGCCCGCCGGGGAAUGGACCGGAGCGCGCAGGCCUCUUGUCCUGGGACAAGCUGCAUCCUGUCUGCCGAUCCAGCCCCUUCGCGCUGGUUUGUGGUCAGGAGUGAGGAGAGGAGCAAGGGGCCCGCACACCCUCUGGGCUCAGGAAGAGCCUGCUCGGUCACUUCCGGACGGUGCUGGCUGCUGACAUUUCAGGACCUGCCACUCACCUGCCCCAGAUAAAUCAGGUGCCUUAGGACCUCCCGAUGGGGUGGCUUGGCUCUGGGCUCACGUUCCCUGUGAGCUGCCUGAUCCUGGUGUGGGCAGCAGGCUCUGGGAGUGUUCAGGUCCGGGAUCAGCCCACCUGCUUCUCCGACUACCUCAGCACCUCCACCUGUGCGUGGAGGAUGGGCGGCCCCACCAACUGCAGCGCCGAGCUCCGCCUCACCUACCAGCUGGAUUUUCCGAACUCCGAAAACCACACGUGUGUCCCUGUGAAUGGAGAGAGCGCCGUGUGCCGGUGCGACAUGCUGGUGGACAUCAUAGUCAGUGGGGACACCUACCAGCUGGACCUGUGGGCUGGGGAGCAGUGGCUGUGGAGUGGCUCCUUCAGGCCCAGCGAGCAUGUGAAACCCAGGGCCCCCGGAAACCUCACGGUUAACGCCACCGACUCCCACACGUGGCAGCUGACCUGGAGCGACCCGUACCCACCUGAGAGUCUCCUGCACUCUGAACUCUUCUACCUGGUCAACAUUUCAAAUGACAACGACCCCACGGAGUUCCUCGUCAGCAAUGUGACCUACAUGGAGCGCACCCUCCGUGUCCCAGCCAGCACCCUGAGGCCCGGGGCCCUCUACAGCGCGCGGGUGCGGGCCUGGGCCCCGGACUACAACAGCCUGUGGAGCGAGUGGAGCCCCCGCGUCCAGUGGCUUCACGGUUGGCUGCUGCACACAUCCUCAGGCCCCCAGGACAAAGGGAAUGAAAGGCUGCCACGAGCAAAUGCACUCCCGCAUCUCUCUUUCAUCAGGAAGCAAAAAAUCCUCCCAGGAGCUUCCCUAGCAGACUUCCCCUUGCAUCUCAUUGGCCAGGACUGUCACAUGGCCUCUCUCAACUGCAACUACGAGUUGCCCUGGGAGCAGCACCUCCCACUUGCCGUCGGCAUCUCCUGCAUCGUCAUCAUGGUCGUCUGCCUGUCCUGCUACUUCAGCAUCCUCAAGAUUAAGAAGGAAUGGUGGGACCAAAUCCCCAGCCCGGCCCACAGCUCCCUCGUGGCUGUUGUCAUCCAGGAGCCUCAGGUGCCACCGCGGGGGAAGAGGCCCGGGGGCCAGGAACCAGCCAAGUGCCCAUACUGGAAGACGUGUCUGACGAAGCUCCUGCCCUGCUUACUGGAGCCUGGCGUGGAAAGGGGUGACGGUUCCUCCCCGGCGGCCAGGAGCGGGCCUGUCCAGGGCCCUAGGAAACCAGCCUGGCGCCCCGUGGAGGUCAGCAGCACGGUCCUCUGGCCGGAGAGCAUCAGCGUGGUGAAGUGCGUGGAGCUGCUCGAGGCCCCGGUGCAGAGUGAGGAGGAGGAGCUGGUGGAGGAAGAUGGAGGGAGCUUCUGCCCCUCGCCUGAGAACAGCGGCGGCAGCUUCCAGGAGGGCAGGGCGGGCAUCGCGGCCCGGAUGACGGAGAGCCUGCUCCUGGACCUGCUCGGGGGCUCGGAGGGGGGCUUUUGCCCGGCAGGCUCGGGGGAGCCCUGCCUUCUUCCUCCUUCAGCAGGUGUGAGUGCUCAGGUGCCUUGGGCUGAGUUACCAGGUGAGGCGCCUCAGGAGGCCUCACUUCGGAGCAGGGGGCAGCCUUCUGACCCAGAGCCGCCCCCAGCCACUCGGACGCAGAGCCCAGCCUGCCUGGCUGUCGCAGAGCUGCCCGCAGCCACCAUCACCGACAACCCUGCGUACCGCAGCUUCAGCAGCUUGCUGCGCCCGCCCUCGGGUCCUGGAGAGCUGGACUCAGACCCGCAGCUGGCCGAACACCGGGAGGACGGGGACCUCAAUGUCCUCUCUGCUCCCCAGGCCUCUGAGCCACCCGCUGCGCUCCAGCCUGAGCCAGAAACCUGGGAGCAGGGCCUCCGGUGGAGCGUCCUCCAGCACAGGGCGGCCGCCCCCGCCUCGGCCCCCGGGGGCUACCGGCAGUUCGCGCAGGCGGUGAGGCAGGGCUGCGCCCAGGGCGGCGAGGCGGGCGGCCCUUCCAGAGAAGCCGGGUACAAGGCCCUCUCCAGCCUGCUGGCCAGCAGUGCCGUGUGCCCAGCGCCACCUGGGGUGGAGGCCAGCAGCGGGGAGGGGGCCUACAGGCCCUUCCAGGGCCUCACUCCUGGCAGCCCUGGGGUGCCUGCCCCUGUCCCCCUGUUCACCUUUGGGCUGGACAUGGGGCCACCUCCCCGCCCUCAGAACUCGCUCCUCCCCAGCGGCUCCCUGGAGUGCCCGGGUCUGGAGCCAGUGGCACAGGGAAAGGACAGCCAGAAGCACCUGCUCGCCCUGGAGCAGGCCACGGCCCCCCUCGGGGACGACCUGGGCAGCGGCAUCGUCUACUCGGCCCUCACCUGCCACCUGUGCGGCCACCUGAAGCAGUGUCACGGCCAGGAGGAGCGAGGCGAGGCCCACAGCGUGGCCCCCCGCUGCUGUGGCUGCCACUGUGGAGGCAGCUCUGAGCCCCUGGGGAGCCCCCUGCCAGGCGGGGUUCUGCUGGAGACCAGCCUCCCUCCGGCCUCCCUGGCACCCUUGGGUGUCUCGGAGAAGGGCAAGGCCCCCCUGUUCUUCCAGCCUGGCCCCAGCCAUGCUCAGAGCUCAAGCCAGGCCCCCCAAAUGGUGGCCAUGCUCUCCACGGGGCCCACAGGCAUGAGUGCGUCCUAGGUGUGCGCCCCGUUGCUGUGUGUGCCUGGACCCUGCCUGUGAAAAACCUCCCCCACCCCCCGGAGGGCAGCCAGGCUGGCGUGGCCGAGGCUCGGAGAAGCCCGCGAGAAGUAAGGCUGUCGGGCCCCGGGCCACAGAGGCUGGACCCUGUCCUCAACACUGACAGAGCUCGGCGUGGGCCGUGGCCGGAGGCACGGGAGCGGGGCCCACAGAGCCACCUGCAGGGCCCCAGAGCCUCCGGGCACCUGGGCUUGUGAGCGAGCUGUUGGCCUCUUGAUCGGUCCACGCUUCCCCGCGCACUGCCCCUGUCACGCCGCCCAAGGCCUGCUUGUCCACCUGGUCACCUGGCUGCCCACGUCUUGCCCGGCCCCAGGACCAGCUGCUGCCAUGUCACUGGACUGGACGCCGAGCCUAGAAACUAACGAAGCAGCGGGGACGCUUGGGGAGCUUUGGGGGACGGAGGGGAAAGCCCGGUCCCGGAGGCGUGGUCAUCAGCCCAGAGGUGCCAUCCAUUCAACAGCCCCAUUAGGCGGACAGGAGCAGGAUCUGCGCUGUGGAGGGCGCUUAGUCAAGCGGGGGUGCCAGCAGCACACGAAAAAUGGUGAUUCCCACACAGUGACAGUUUGCUGGGGCCCUGGUAGGCGUGGGGUCCCCAGAAUAAACACACCCAGCUACCUGGGGCCGGUCUGUGCCUCGCAGACACCGUGGCUGGCAGCCACAGAGACCAGAGGGAGAGCUUCGCCCUGAGAUCCGGCUGAGCUGGGCGUUCCUGACGCAGGCACCAGGCACCUUUCGCCUGCACGCUGGCCCGGACCGCACGCUGAGUAAUGUGUGUGUGCGCGUGUCCCAAAGAUUGUUUAAACCUAAUAUUUGUAUUUGCUGAGGAGGCUGAAACAGGAGGGGGUGGAGUUUUAUAUAAGUAAAGAUUCUUUAGCUCUUUUUUUUUUUUACUUUUGAAACAA
Messenger RNA from Myotis myotis, 3887 nucleotides. RefSeq names its product interleukin-4 receptor subunit alpha-like. Gene Ontology annotation, biological process: production of molecular mediator involved in inflammatory response; cytokine-mediated signaling pathway. Bases 304 to 2925 code for a protein of 873 amino acids. Gene Ontology annotation, molecular function: protein binding; cytokine receptor activity. The transcript is spliced from 12 exons. The record is from RefSeq and is a predicted model, not a curated record. Gene Ontology annotation, cellular component: membrane; external side of plasma membrane. NCBI's taxonomy places the organism in Eukaryota, Metazoa, Chordata, Mammalia, Chiroptera, Vespertilionidae.